Molecule: messenger RNA, 2346 nt
Organism: Petromyzon marinus (sea lamprey)
Lineage: Eukaryota; Metazoa; Chordata; Hyperoartia; Petromyzontiformes; Petromyzontidae
Source: RefSeq, a predicted model, not a curated record
AAAAACAAAAACUGAGCACUGAACAAAACAUGAAAAAAGGAACAAGGAAAAAAGCAGCAGAGGCCAGGCUAACAUCAUGCCUAGAAUCAAGGACGGGGGCAGUUGUCAGGAUAUAGUCAAGUAGUCUAACGUGGGUUAAGGCUAGACAUAGGACUGUGGUCUGGUUAGUGGGAUUUUGAUUAGUAGAGCUAUGGUCUCUGGUUAAUGUGGUUAGAGUUAGACACAAGGCUGUGAUCUGGUGAAUAUCCGUAUGGUUAGUAUUGUUGUGGUUUGGUUAAUGUAGUUUUGGUUAGUAGGGCUGUUGGGUGGUUAGCUCGUGUGGUUAGGAUUAGUGGUGGGACUGGUGGUUGGUUCGGGUUAGCGAUAUGACUUACUCCACAUCCUAACAUGUCUCUUUCUCAUUUUUGUUCACUUUUCACUUUCAGUCUUUAAAAGGCCCCAUCUCCCUGCACCUGACAGCCAGGAACAUGGACAACCCGGCAGUGGUCAUGGACAAUGGCUCCGGUCUAUGCAAGGCUGGCUUUGCCGGGGAGAACGCCCCACGCUUUUGUGUGCCCUCGCUCGUGGGCCGGCCCCGUCAGAGGGACACGAUGCUCGUCAGCCGUGGGCUUGACGACGCCGGCGGUAGCGGCGAUGGUGGCUGCUACAUAGGGCGGCAGGCGCUGUGCCGGCGCGGCGUGCUGUCCCUCCGCUACCCAGUGGAGCGCGGCAUCGUGACGCGCUGGGACGACAUGGAGCGCGUGUGGGCCCACGCCUACGAGGCCGAGCUGCACGCGAGACCGCAGGACCAGCCCGUGCUCCUGACGGAGGCUCCUCUGAACCCCCUGGAGAACCGUGAGCAAGCGGCCCAGCUGCUGUUCGAGCGGUUCGGGGCACCGGCCGUCCACAUCGCCGUGCAGGCCGUGCUGUCGCUCUACGCCAGCGGCAUGGUGACGGGGCUGGCGGUCGGCGUGGGCGACGGGGUAACACACGCCGUGCCCGUGUUUGAGGGUUACGGGCUCCCGCGCGCUGUGCUCCGCUCGGAUGUGGCCGGGCGAGACGUCACCGAUAACCUGGGCCGAAUCCUCGCCGAGAGGGGACACGCGUUUGUGAGCUCGGCCGAGUGGGAGAUCGUAGCCGACAUCAAAGAACAGGUGUGCUACGUGGCCGGGGACUACGAGAAGGAGCUUAGACGGAAGCCAGAGGAGCUGGCUGUCGACUACAAGCUGCCGGACGGUCAAGUCAUUACCCUUCACAGCCAGCGCUUCCGGGCACCAGAGCUUCUCUUCUCGCCCACGAUCGUCGGACUGGACGCACCGGGAAUCCACCAGCUGGUCUGGAAAAGUGUCACCCGGAGCGACAUCGACCUACGCAAGAGCCUCUACUCCAAUAUCCUGCUCUCUGGGGGGUCCAGCCUCUUCCCUGGGCUGGACGAGCGACUGUGGCAAGAGCUGGCAAAGUUAGCGCCACGCGGAGCUCCUGUCAGGAUCUUUGCGCCACCGGAGAGGAAGUACUCGGUGUGGAUUGGCGGCUCGAUCCUGGCAUCCCUCUCCACCUUCCAGCAGAUGUGGAUAACAGCGCCUGAGUACAAGGAGUUUGGGCCAUCGGUCGUUCACAGGCGCUGCCUUUGAACGAUGGUUGCCCCUCGAUCGUGCACGACUUUCUGUCGAGGCUGCGUAAUGACUACUUCAAUGUGUAUUAAAGAAAACGCAGGCCAGUGACAACCUGGGCUGAGAUAACCAAGUUGUGGGUUGCUGUUGAGGCUUUGGAGAGAGGUUAGCUGACUGUAGCGUGACUGUCACGCCGCUAGAGGGCGCUUUAGCAGUGCUCCUGAGAUUGACGCAGCCCUGACUGGGUUUUGCUCAUUAACGUAUUAUGCUACAAGAGCUUUGGGCGUAAAAAGGAGAUUAAAUAACAUUCGGGGCGAUUAAAACAAGUGUGCUGCUUUAAUUGUAAAUAACGUUUCCUUAUAUGAAUGUAGCGGUUGCGCACGUUUGCUCCCCAGCACGGCCAACAUCAGUGGCAAUCAACAUGGGAAGCGGUACUUAGGCCUCCCCUUCAUCAACCUAAAACGUGAAGUCAAACAACCCCUAAUACUGACAGGUUGAGGAAGCCUUCAUCCAGCAGUGAAUUAACAAAUUGUUGUAAAUAUUGCUCAUUCUAAAUCCUAUGAAUAACCACAGCACGUACCCAACCCCUGCACAGUUGCACAAGAGCUCCCCUUAUUACUACACUGUAUUUCAUUAUAGUUGGCUUAAAGUACUCUAAUUACAUUUUGGGCAAAGGUUAUAUUGUACAUGAACAAAGAUCACCCUUAUAUAAAGCCUUAACAGACUUUUAGCGAAAGUGCUGUUCUCCAGUACUUAU